Messenger RNA from Apus apus (common swift), 1483 nucleotides. It is a transcript of the gene THOC7, whose product is annotated as THO complex subunit 7. The record is from RefSeq and is a predicted model, not a curated record. Gene Ontology annotation, biological process: mRNA processing; mRNA export from nucleus. Bases 68 to 682 code for a protein of 204 amino acids. The transcript has 8 exons. NCBI's taxonomy places the organism in Eukaryota, Metazoa, Chordata, Aves, Apodiformes, Apodidae. Gene Ontology annotation, cellular component: THO complex part of transcription export complex.
GCUGCAUUGUGGGAAGCUGACCUCACUCGCUGCUGCCGCCGCCCCGCCGGCUUCGGCACUCGGCGCCAUGGCGGCCGUGACCGACGAUGAAGUUAUCCGCAAGCGGCUGCUGAUCGAUGGCGAUGGUGCUGGUGACGACAGGCGGAUCAAUUUGUUGGUGAAGAGUUUCAUUAAGUGGUGCAAUUCCGGAUCUCAAGAGGAAGGUUACAGCCAGUACCAACGAAUGCUGAGCACUUUAUCACAGUGUGAAUUUUCAAUGGGAAAAACUCUUCUGGUGUAUGAUAUGAACCUGAGAGAAAUGGAAAAUUAUGAAAAAAUUUAUAAGGAUAUAGAAAACAGUAUAGCUGCAGCACAUGAGAAGAUUUCUGAAUGCAAAAAACAAAUCCUGCAAGCAAAAAGGAUUAGAAAAAAUCGCCAGGAAUAUGAUGCAUUAGCCAAAGUCAUACAGCAGCAUCCAGACAGACAUGAAACGCUGAAGCAGCUAGAAGCUUUGGGAAAAGAACUGCAACAUCUUUCUCACAUUAAAGAAAAUGUUGAAGAUAAGUUGGAGCUGAGAAGAAAGCAGUUUCAUGUUCUGCUGAGCACCAUCCAUGAACUUCAGCAAACCCUGGAAAAUGAUGAAAAACUUUCAGAAGCUGAAGAAUCUCAAGAAACUCAGAUGGAAACAGAGACUAAACAGUAGAUGUGACAUGAAGACUGACUUUACUAUUGAAGAAUGUCCAAGUGUCUUCAUGCUGUGUUGAAACCAACAGUAAGAGAUGGAGCUGAAAAGGAGUUUUCUACUGGUUCUGUGAUUUUCUAUAAAAUAAUACUUGGUUUACUUAUGCUUCAGGGCCAAACAGUUAGAGAUCUGUGCAGACAGGCACUUGGCAUGAAUCCACCCACAAACUUGAUAAUUUGUGACAAGAAAUACAUUUUGUUUUACCAAGGAUGAAGCUUCUGCACAAUACUUGUGAACUAAGGUGUCUGAACAACAUUGCCAAUUGAAAAAGCAUUUUCAAAGGGUUUCCUGUUUUUUAGUAGGCAUUGAGCCUAGUAGUAAGGGCUCCUUAACACUGGACUGAGGGCAACACAUCUGUGUGUGAUUUCCAGCUUCCAUACCCUUGUCCAGGCAGGGCCUAAAACUGUGCUAAGUAGAGGUUUAAUUUUUUUUUAAGUAACUGCUGUUUUAUAACUUAUCUGUGACUAGGUUAGAAUUUGCUGGUCUUGUAUAAGACAAAUUACUUCUAUGUAAUGAAUGCUGGUGCAGGGCUGUAAAACAACAGACUAGCUUUAUUUUUUCCUUAAGGUGAUGUAAAGAACUGCAGUGAUCUGAGCCUCACUGUAGUGUGUUCUGUGUCACCACAUCAGAAGUCAUAGUUUGAAAUGACCAUUUAAAAGCUUUGUUCUUGGAGAACCAGGAAUCUAAUCCUGAUUCUAUUUGUAUUCUUCUUCUGGUUUUUAUCUGUCAAUUGACUUACAAAAUACAUCUUUGUUCCUGAAA